Didymosphaeria variabile is the source of this 765-nucleotide messenger RNA. RefSeq lists its product as uncharacterized. Lineage: Eukaryota; Fungi; Ascomycota; Dothideomycetes; Pleosporales; Didymosphaeriaceae. The transcript has 4 exons. Bases 1 to 765 code for a protein of 254 amino acids. The record is from RefSeq and is a predicted model, not a curated record.
AUGCUCUGUAUAAUUGGCUCGAGUAUCUUUCAACGAGGUCCCGACGACAGAUCUUUUCCUUCGUCGCAGACUACAGAAGGCGGGGCAGGUAAUGAGCCCUUUCACGACGAUAAACUCAACCAAUAUGGUACCACGAGAGCUAGCGACUCGAACAUAAGCCCAGAAGACUUUCCCUGGAGAAGUGUGAGAUUGCAACCCGGUGAGCAUAGAUAUCUCACAGGUGGUCCGCAAGACCAACAAGGAAGUCAGGCAGGAUGUGUUACAAACGGGUACAAUGGAAACUAUGGUGGCGAUGUCAUUGGUUACGACCAGUGGUUUGAAGUACAAAUUCGUGCGGAUGACGAACACCUUAUGGGAGAGAUGUGCAGGGCGUGGCAUGAAAAUGAUCUCUCGAAGUGCGGUGACAACAAAAAGUACAACAUUCUGGGUGCAGUAGGCGUCGUCAUUGCGCAAUUGGUAUAUUACUACGUUCGGUCAGAGGGCAGGUACUAUCACGCAACGCAGAAGGGUGCCAAGCGUGACCUGGAAUCCGUGCAAUGGGACAUCAAUCCCAAGGAUCUCACAUGGCCAGAGAUUCGUCCCGACGCUGAGGAGGUGAAGCGCGCAAUUGUCGUGCUUGACGAGGCUGGCAAUGAGCUCGCCCGCACGGAAAAGCGUGCGAUCGUGGAACUCGACGAGGCUGGCAAUGAGCUGUUCAGCUCUGGCAAACGCGGAGUCGUGGAGCUUGACGAGGCUGGAAACGACCUCUCCAGCUCUAAGAAAUGA